Molecule: messenger RNA, 7189 nt
Organism: Erinaceus europaeus (western European hedgehog)
Lineage: Eukaryota; Metazoa; Chordata; Mammalia; Eulipotyphla; Erinaceidae
Gene: ARL5B
Product: ADP ribosylation factor like GTPase 5B
Exons: 7
Coding region: 482-910 (142 amino acids)
Biological process (GO): vesicle-mediated transport; protein localization to Golgi membrane; intracellular protein transport
Cellular component (GO): trans-Golgi network; cytoplasm
Molecular function (GO): GTPase activity; GTP binding
Source: RefSeq, a predicted model, not a curated record
GGAGGCGGGGCCGCCGGGCUGGGGAGGUUUCGGUGGGUAGGUGGGUUCAGAUCCAGGGGGACUACGGGUCGGCGUUGGGCUCAGCUGGCUCGGAACAAAGGACUCUGCGGCCGGGACUCGGCGCCGCGCGGUCUGUCGACUCGCUGAGCGGUGGGCUGGGGCUCCUCGGCCGGCGGGUUCCCCAGAGCUCGCGGCUUCGGGCGGCUUCUCCGCGCUUCCCCCGCAGCCGGCGGCGCGGCGGCACCUGCUGCUCGGGGACUCGGCCGCCCGCCCAGGGGCUCAUGAUGGGGCUGAUCUUCGCGAAACUGUGGAGCCUCUUCUGUAACCAAGGUGAGGAGACAAGACACUCUACUCAGCUCUGGCAUUUGGUGGUCCAGCGAUUGAACCUGCAGCCUCUGGGCCCUCUGGCAUAAAGUAACACAAAGUAAUUAUAGUGGGACUGGAUAAUGCAGGAAAAACCACCAUUCUUUAUCAAUUUUUAAUGAAUGAAGUGGUCCACACAUCUCCAACCAUAGGAAGCAAUGUUGAGGAAAUCGUUGUGAAGAACACUCAUUUUCUCAUGUGGGAUAUUGGUGGUCAAGAGUCACUGCGGUCAUCUUGGAAUACAUAUUAUUCAAACACAGAGUUCAUCAUUCUUGUUGUUGAUAGCAUUGACAGGGAACGACUAGCUAUCACAAAAGAAGAAUUAUACAGAAUGUUGGCUCAUGAGGAUCUACGGAAGGCUGCAGUACUUAUCUUUGCAAAUAAACAGGACAUGAAAGGGUGUAUGACAGCGGCUGAAAUUUCUAAAUACCUCACCCUUAGUUCAAUUAAGGAUCAUCCAUGGCACAUUCAGUCCUGCUGUGCUUUAACAGGAGAAGGGUUAUGCCAAGGUCUGGAGUGGAUGACCUCCCGGAUUGGUGUGAGAUAACUUUUUUGCCCAAAAGGGACUGCUCUAUUUAUUCUGUGACAUGAACAUUUUUUCCUAGUAACUUUGGCUGCUAAGGCAGCAGCAUGCUUAAUUUAUAACAACACAAACCUCUAUGAGCAACACUUGAAUCAAGUGCAGCUGGACUGGAACAUGAAAGAUUUUUUUCUUAAAUUUUUUUUUAAUGCACUAAUCUUCAGUUGAAUGAACAUAAUGUAUAACUGGUUUUUGGCAACAGAAUUCUUCUGACUGCUUAUUCUGAUUAUUCAAUGACUGCCUUGUAAGAAUGUUUGUCAGAUGUUUAAUGUUUUCUGAAGUAUUAUAAUAACUAUAAUGAUCAAUUUUAUUAAUUUCUUGACCACCCCCUCCCCAACUAUAUAGUUACUGGUUUGACAGGGUGGCAGUGAAAAUCACUGGCUAUUGUUUGCAGACUUGUUCAGCACUAAACAUUGGCUCCCUUUGUAAUACAUUUGUCUUCUGGAUAGAACUUGUUACAGAGAAAGAAAUCCACAUAGAUACAUAAGCAUGAGAACUGCCUAUCCACACUUACUCGAAGUCACGGAGUAAUUUUAAAUUGCUAAGAACAUAGAAAAUUAAGUUGGCUAUUUAUUUCAAAGAAUUUUCACUUUUCUGCCUAAGGUUAGUUUUGGUUUAAGACUAUUCAAGGUAAAUAUUUAUUUGAAAAUCCAACUUUGAUGGUAAAAAACUUUGUAUAAAUCUGGCAUUUCAAGAAUGUCUCAUUCAGUUCAGAUAGAAGUGUCAAGAAUUAUUAGAGUAUACUAGCACUAAAAUUAAAACCAUACAUUAAGAAUAUAUUUUACUAUCAGCUACAAACAACUUUACUAUCAAUAAAAAGUCCAGAUAUUCCAUUUGCAGGGGACAUCACAUCUUGCAUCAGUGCAUUUUAUUUUUUAAAUUUGAUGUGUAUGGUAGCAUCUCUACCACCAGCAGUAUGUUACUUUAAACCUAUAUGUAUGGCUUUUUGAGUUUUUGACUGUAAUGGGCUUGAAACAAUUGCCAUCUUUAUAUUCAUGCCUCAUAUUCUUAAAUCUCUUGCUGGAUUCUAGUAACUGCAUAAUUUAGUACUGUUAAGCUGUUACAGUGAGAUUCAAGCUAAUAUACAAACAACUUAUAAAUUAAAAAUGGCUUAGAAGGAAAGUCAUAAUUUCUCAAAAUAUAUGUAUUGGGUAAUCUUCAUUUACUGUAUAACAUUUAAGGCAGUUGAGAACAUAAUCUGAGUGCUGCAUACCCUAAGAUGGAGGGCAGGUAUUGUGAUUUUGACCCUCCUUAUUUCAAAUGUGUGGUUUUCCUAUAAUGAAAGGAAUAUUAUACAUAUUUAAAGAAUAAUAACUCAUUUUUGCAGUAUUUUUUUCAUUUGAGUCAUAAACGGGAUUCAGUGUUUAUAAGAAUAUCAAAAUACCUGUUAAAUUUGUUUUAAUUUUAACAUUUUUUUGGUAAGCUCAUUUAAUUUUUGCUUUGUUUUCAAGUAUGCUUGAUUAUAUUAUAUAUAGUCUAAUUGAUUUAGUUGAGUGAGGUGGCAUUUUUCUGAUUGAUACUUAAUGGUGGUAUAUCCUAGAACUCAAAAAUAGAGAAAAGCUUUCUGUACUUUGAGGACUAAUUAUUAUUAACUUAGUUUUUGGAACCUUUUUCUUAGUGACUCUAUGCCAGGUAGAGGGGUAAACUUAUGUCUAAUAUAACACAUAAUCAUGAAAGAAAGCAAAUAUAAAUAAAAUGAAUGCUUUGUGGUGUAUAUGUGGUGGUAGCAGGGACAGGAGGAAUUAAGAAAAUACCAUUUACCUUAAAUCACACUUUGCCAGAUACUUAACCUUGGUUAUAUUGUUUAGUCAUAAAUACUGGCUAUGAUUCUCUUGACUCUGUGCUGAGUAAAAGCAUGUUUAUUACUUCUCUAUUCACUCUUCCUACAAAAUGUGUCUUAUUGUAUCUGAUGAUUGGCUGGCUCAGUUUUCUCCUAUCAAAUUAUAUAGUUAUUUUUUAUAUUACCACAUCAGCAUUAUAUUGAAAGUGUUUUAAAUAGUUGAUUGUAUUUUGUCAAACAUCUGCUAGUAUAGACUCAAGUUUGCUAUUUAAUUUUUUAAAUACAGUUUAUUUUGUAAAUCCAUUUUUAAAAAUGAUUUUGUUAAUCUUGAAUGAGAAAUUCUGUAAGCUGUAUGUUAAAGAUGAAACCAACAUCUAACUAGAUUUUGUGCCAACGAUUUGGAAAAAGUUCAAUUAGGAAAUUCUUGACAGACUUUUAAAAACUAUGUUAUUAGUUCUCACUAAUACUCCCUUCUAUGGUAAUUAGAAAACUGAUUAUCCUUUACUCCAAGAGAAUAUUUUGACCCAAGCAAGUAUUUUGACCCAAGCAAGUACCUAAUACUUAUCAAGUACCUAAUAAAAGCAGUGAUUUUGACAUCCAUUGUAAAUCAAUCAUUAGGUAUCAUCUGGUGAAAAUUUAUGAUGGGUGCCUUUAUUCAUAUUUUAAGAUUUGUUCUUAAUCCUGUACUGUCUAUUCAUUAGAAGUCAGAUUAGUAGGCAGUUAGUUUCAUAAUAAAAUAAUUUGAGAUCUACCUUCCCCUCAGCCCUUUGAUCACCUAUCAAAUUUUCUAGCAUGUAGUAAAAAAGCAGUGGACCCAUUCAUUUUACUUUAAGUUAUUCUACAUUUUGCUUUUAAUAUUUUGUAUUGUUAGUGUGGUUUAAUUCCUUAAAACAUGUGUGUAUUAAAGUCUAGGAAAGCAGCUGAUCAGAUACUUAAAUUUUGCUCUUAAUUUCUAUGUUGGUAUAGUAAAAAACAUAACUUUAUUUUCUAUGAAUUAGAGGGAAAAUUAAAUUAUAAAUUCAGGUUUCAUUAUUAAAAACAAUUAUGGAAGAGUCAUAACCUCAUUAGCCGCAGUCAUUUAAGUAUAAAUUAAAUUUUAUUAUGCUGUACAGCAUAAAAAGAAAAAUCAUUUUCCUAUGGAAACAGUGAGUGAGUAGGCAGUGUUGUAAACAGUGUUCUCUUAAGAACUAUGGGAAGUCACAAAACAGUGACUUUCUAGUAUAAUAUCUUAGGGCAAAUUAUAGAAUUGUUUCUGACUAGCACUCUCACUUAAUCCGUAACCCUGUAAAACCAUUUCAGUAGAUAGUUAUACUGGUAUUAUACAUACCUAUAGAAACAGGUAGAAAUUUCCAUUGAGUUUUAAUGUUGAAGACCAUCAUGUUUAGUUUUUCAUUUUAACUUUUUAUAUGUGAUGUUAGGCUCAAAACAUUUCACCUCCAUUUUAAUCCUUGGGGAUAGUUUCUAUUUUGUUGGCAUAAAGUCACUGCCAAGUUAUAACAUACUAACUUAGACCUAACAGUAUAUUGUGUGGGCUAGCUACAGUAGAUUAGAUUGACCUUAGAUAAUUAUUGUCCGUGGCCUUUCUUUGUUUUUGAUACUAUGGAACUUAAACGUUCUGGAGUUCCAACAUAUCUAAAAACUUGAAUCAUACACAGAUUUAUUGAAAUAACCCCCUCACCCUCCCAUUGUAAGAUAAAAUUAAAUUCAUUUAAUCUAUUCUUUGAUUUACCACCUCCAAUAUAAUUUAAUUUAGCAUAUGUAUACAAUCUUGAAAAUUAAAUAUCAACUAGUUAUUGAGCUAAUAGCUAAUAAUAGUACAAGAGAGAAAAUAAGCCAUAUUGCUAGGGAAAUAUUAUGCUGCUUAGGAGACAUGAGUGUGUGUUGGAAAUGUUCUCUCCCAGACAAUAUCUUACUGUUUUCCUGACUUUUGUUAGAUGGAAGUUGGUGGUUUGUUCAGAGUUUAUUGGCUUUAAAUGCCACUCUAACUCCAGUUGUUUGCUGCCUUAGUGUUGGGAGGAUAGUUCAGCCAGCAUAUUAAUGCUUGACAAAUAAUUCUAGGUGACCAAAAACUAAGUAGAGAAGAACAGUUUAAAAAUAUUUUUCAGGGCCAGGUGGUAGCACACCUAUUACAAUGUGCAAGGACCCAGGUUUGAGCCCCCAGUCCCCACCUGCAGGGGAAAACUUUGCAAGUGGUGAAGCAGGGCUGCAGGUGUCUCUCUGUUUCUCUCCCUCUCUGUCACUCCCUCCCCUCUUGGUUUCUGGCUGUCUCUAUCCAAUAAAUAAAGAAAAAGAUAAAUGAAUAAAAUUUAAAAAAAUGUUUUUUUGGCUGGAGAGAUAGCACAAUGGUUAUGCAAAAAGACUCUCAUGUCUGAGGCACCAAAGGUCCGAGGUUCAAUCCCCAGCACCACCAUAAACCAGAGCUGAGCAGUGCUCUGGUGUAAAAAAAAAUAAUAAAACUACUUUUUUAAAGUAGAAAGUUGUGUUCAACAGAUCUCAAAUCAGUUUUCAAUGUCUAUGGUUUGAGGAAAUGUUAAUUUGGAGGAUUUGUGACACCUAGACACAAUAGCCAAAACACUUUUGAAAGAAUCUUAAUAGAAAGUCUGAAAAUCAUGAAGUAUCCUCAUGGUUCAGUCUUUCUUACAGUUAGAACUGGAUGGUCUACUUGUUUUCAGUGUGGCCAAAGAAAUGAACACUGAACAGGUUUUUAGAAUUUGCAAGUAUAGCUUCAGAGGCAUCUUUUUAAAGUAAUAUAAAUUUUCUCCUAGAAAUGGAGAAAUAAAAUAUGUUAUGCAUGUCUUUGGGACUAGUAAACAAAGUUCUGAAAGAAUGGAAAUGUUCUCUUGCACAAAAUUGUAGCUUUUUAAUUAAAAACUUACCUCAUUUUUCAAUCCAUAAGGUGCUUUGCUUAAGUUUGAGGAUGUUACAGCAUCGCAUAAAUACCCCCACCACCCAAAUUGUAUUUGAAAUAUGCAAAACUGACAAUUAAGGUGGUAGCAUUCCUUGGAAAUUUUUCAUUUUUAUUUAUUUUUGUUCUUUCCAGCCAGCAGGGCUAGCAUGGUGUAGCAGAUCUGAAUUGUGUCUUUAUUAAAAUACAUGUGUACGGCCUGGGAGGUGGUAUAGUGGAUAAAGCAUUGGACUCUCAAACAUGAGCUCCCCAGUUUGGUUCCUGGCAAUGCAUGUGCCAGAGUGAUGCUCUGGUUCUAUCCUCUUCUCAGACAUAAAUAAGUAAAAAUAAGUAAAAGUAAAGCAAAGUGCCCAGUCAGCAUUAAAUUAAAAGUCAAAUAAGAAAAAACUCCAACAUUUGAGUGAUUGGAUUAUACUGUGACUAUUUUUAGCCAUUGAUAAGCCAUCAAAUGAUUACCAGCUGAUCGUAGCUUUAUUUGCGUAUUUGACACUAUUUAUAAAAGGCUAUUACCAUUUUCAUCUCACAUUUUCCUCCGGGAAAUUCAAGGACCUUAGAGCACCUAUUUUGUUCUCUUGGAGUAAACUGUUCGGUGUAGAUGUGAAAACUUCAUUUUGGCUUAAAGGGGUGUAGCUGAUGUGUCAAACGUACAAUAAAUUGGUGGUUAUGAUUUUUUUCAACUAGGUAAUAAUACAUUUUACACUAUUCAUCUACUGCACAGAGCGUGUAGUAGAAGAAGAAAUGCACAAAAACUAAAAGCAGUUACAAUUUUGCUCUUUCAUUUAUUUUAAUCAGAAUAUAUUGGGUGUAGUUCCAUGUUGCUAUCUUAACAUAAACUGGUGCUUUAGAGCAUUAAAGAGGAAACAGCAGGCCCUGUAUAAUACACAUCUUGUCUCAGAAUGUAAAACUACUUUAAAGUGUGUAUAUUAAUUAUGUUUAUUUCUUAAGGCUUAAAUGUAAGUCAUUGUUACCCUUAAAACUUUCGGCUUCCUACAAAGGAGUAUUUUCAUCAGCUUGGUCAAAAAGAUGUGUCGAUAAUGCCGAAAUUAUGAAUUGAACCUUUCAGUGGAUCCUUAGUGUUGUACAGAGAGGAAAAAGAAAAAACAAAAACCUGUCAGUGACACCACAAAAUGCUUCUUAAUCACAGUCAAGCAGUUGAAAUAUAUGCUAUUGAUCCAGUCUGUAAGCAUUAGAAAAGAAAAUGAAAAGGGCAAACAAAUUACUUAACAUAAUCACAUCACUUAAAAACGGUUCAAAGCAUGUUGUGAUGGUGGAAUUGUUUAAUCUCGAUUUUGCAGUAGUUUUCAUUACUGUCAUAAAAUGCUCUUACAUGUUAAGUUUAGGUUGCUGGUACUCAUGUUUGUUUGUAUUUACUUCUGCAGUUAUGUUAUAAUGAGUUGCUUGCAUGACUUACCUAAGUAAAAAGGAUGCUGUUUGCUCUGAGAUGUUCAUCUUUUAGACAGGUUUUGGCUCGUUUGCAGUCAUGGUGCAAUACAGUGUAACAUUCAUUUGUUUUCAGUCAACAGUUUUAUUUUUGUCAUAAUAAAUAAUUACUUUUCCAACA